Messenger RNA from Salmo salar (Atlantic salmon), 1137 nucleotides. Lineage: Eukaryota; Metazoa; Chordata; Actinopteri; Salmoniformes; Salmonidae. The record is from RefSeq and is a predicted model, not a curated record.
GACAUCCGUACCCGACCCUGGACCAGCACGGAGUGCACUGAUUGGUGGGAGCGGGUAGUGAUGACUGAGUUCCAGCCCUCUGAUUGGCUGGAGAAGUUCCGCAUGAGCCGAGAAACCUUCUUCUUCCUUUGUGGCAAGCUGAAACCCCGCCUGGCUCGCCAGGACACCCACUUCCGCCGGGCGCUUCCGCUGGAGAAGCGUGUGGCGGUUGCCCUGUGGCGGCUGGCGUCCAACAUUGAGUACCGCACCAUCAGUGGGCUGUUUGGCGUGGGCAGCUCCACGGUGUGUAAGUGUGUGAGGGACUUGUGUCACGCCAUCGUCACACUACUCCGGCCCGUCUACCUAUGCUUGCCCAGUGUACAGGAAGUGGAAGACUCUGCACGUCACUUCCUAUCUCGCUGGGGCUUCCCUCACUGUGUGGGCGCCGUGGCAACCCUCCACACUGCCAUCCUCACGCCAUCCGCUAACGUGGCCAACUACGCCAAUCCAGACGGGUGGCUGUCUGUGGUCUCCCAGGUGGCUGUGAAUGGGCUGGGUCAGUUCUGGGACGUCUGUGCUGGUUUCCCUGGCAGCACUGAGCCGACAGCCAUCUUGCAGAACUCAGCACUUUGGGUGUCGGCCUCUGAGGGCGGGCUGUCACCUGACACACCACCGAGCUACUUGGGAAAGCCCCUGAGAUAUGUGUUGUUGGGGGAGCCAGCGUACCCCCUCCAGCCCUGGCUGAUGAAGGCCUAUUCCAAGAAGAAGGAGGAGGAUGAUGAGGAUGAAGAAGGGCUCGCGGAGCCCCGGAGGGCUUUCAACCAGCGAUUUGUGCGGGCGUGGCGUGGGGCGCAGGUGGCGCUUCUUCGCCUGCGGGCGCACUGGCAAUGCCUGAGCAAGAGGAACGACUGCAGCCUGGACGUGGUGCCCACCAUGAUCCUGGCCUGCUGCAUCCUGCAUAACGUGUGUGAGGCCCAUGGAGAUUUGUUCCGGGGGGAAUGGCAUGGCGAGGUGACCAAGGGUGAGAACCCCCAGCCUGGUCACACUGCGGCCCGCGCCCCCUCUCCCCCUGGAACUUCAGACCACCUCCAGGGUGAGGAGGUCAGAAAAUUGUUCUGUGACUACUUCCAACACCCACAACUACAACAACAGGACUAA